UUAUCACCGCUGUCAUCAACAUCAACAACAUCAUCAACAUCAAACAAAAUCAAUAAUCGUGAUCAUCCAACAAGUCAAACUAUAACCAAUAUACAAUCGACAACAAAGAUAUAUAUUCCUUUUGGUGUCACUUGUUUGGAGUUCUCCAAUAUAUUCCAGGGUAUAUUAGAACCUGGAUCAAUCCCAGACUCAGUCACUGAGUUGGAUCUUGUAUGCCCCAACGUUACUUUGGAACCUGGAAUCAUUCCGUCAUCAGUUACAAAGUUGAAGCUUGUCGAUUGGGACGGUCCGAUUAUGCCAGGUGCCAUACCCUCAUCAGUCACCUCUUUGGACUUGGGCAAUCUAUUCAAUCAACCAAUCACUCAGAAGACAAUACCCUCCUCGGUCGCCAAGUUGUGGUUGGGCGAUUCAUUCAAUCAAGUUCUUAAGAAAGGCAGUCUUCCACCAUCUAUCACAUACUUGGACAUUGGUGCAUCAUUUAACAAGCCUCUUCAAGUCGGAUGUCUUCCACCUAAAUUGGAAACAUUUAGAUUUUUGCCAAGCACUACUUAUAAUCAUGUUAUUCCACUUGGGCUCCUACCUCAAUCCCUAACAAGUUUGCAGUUGUUUGGGGGACCCACCAGACAUGACAUUCAAACACCUGGACUUAUCCCGUCAUCCGUAACCUAUCUAACUUUGCUCAACACUUCCACAGGUAUACUUCCCCUUGGAGUGCUACCAGACUCAGUGCAGAAGAUAUUCUUGAAAUUCAGUACUAAUGUCACGGCUUCAUUAGUUAGUCUACCAGCAUCAAUCACUGAUCUUGUGUUGAUGUAUCGCGAGGAGGAUGUAGUUCAAGAGUGGAUUCCACUACCUUCGUCAGUGGCGAGUUUGAUUUUAUAUAUCAAUCAAACACUUUCUCCUGGGUCAAUCCCAUCAUCAGUGACCACACUGGCCCYUCGAAGGCAAAUUCAAUGUACCCAUCAU
Acytostelium subglobosum LB1 is the source of this 966-nucleotide messenger RNA. RefSeq lists its product as hypothetical. The annotation marks the transcript as partial. The transcript has a single exon. The record is from RefSeq and is a predicted model, not a curated record. Lineage: Eukaryota; Evosea; Eumycetozoa; Acytosteliales; Acytosteliaceae.